GCUCGGGCCGCGUCCAGUCCCGGGGCGUCCCUGCGCGGCUGGCCGAGCGGCCUGCAGUUGGCUCGCGGGACGCUGGCGCCUAGUCGUUCUCCCGCCUGGAGCCUCGGGUGCCGGGAGCCAGGGGUGCAGGCGCGGCGCGGGGGGCCAGGCCGGCGGCCUGGGGGCUGGGAGGCGAGAGGCCAAGUUGGCGGCGCUCCUCAGCCUCGCCCCGCAGCCCGGCGCUCGGGGGCCCUCCCAGCGGUGCCCCGGUGCGGCCACAUGGCUCCACUCCGCGCGCUGCUGUCCUGCCUGUUGCCCCUCCACUGUGCGCUCUGCACGGCCGCGGGCAGCCGGAACCCAGAGCUGCACCUCUCCAGAAAGCUCAGUGACUAUGGUGUGACAGUGCCCUGCAGCACAGAUUUUCGCGGACACUUCCUCUCUCACGUGGUGUCCGGGCCAGCAGCAGCCCGUACUGAUAGCCAGGCAGUGGAUGGGCCUCCUGCAUCACUGUCAUACCCCGCUCAUCUCCGGGUGGUCCGAAGCCCCCUGCGCCCCGAAGGAACCACCCAGAAGCGGGGCCGAGUAGGACGCUACUCCCUGUACUUCAACGUGACGGUUUUUGGGGAGGAGCUGCACUUACGCCUAAGACCCAAUGGGCGGCUGGUGGUGCCUGGAGCCUCUGUGGAGUGGCAGGAGGAUUUUCGGGAGCUGUUCCGGCAGCCCUUGCGGCAGGAGUGCAUCUACACCGGGGGUAUCACGGGCAUGCCAGGGGCAGCGGUCGCCAUCAGUAACUGCGACGGAUUGGCUGGCCUCAUCCACACAGACAGCACUGACUACUUCAUUGAGCCCCUGGAGCGGGGGCAGCAGGACAAGGAGGCGAGUGGCAGGAUGCACGUGGUGUACCGUCGGGAGGUCGUCCAGCAGGAGUGGGCAGAGCAGCGUGGGGACCUGCACAAUGAAGCCUUUGGCCUUGGUGACCUUCCCAACCUGCUGGGCCUGGUGAGGGACCAGCUGGGUGGCGCAGAGCGAAAGCGGCGGCAUGCCAAGCUGGGCAGCUACAGCAUCGAGGUGCUGCUGGCGGUGGAUGACUCAGUGGUGCGCUUCCAUGGCAAGGAGCACGUGCAGAAUUAUGUCCUCACCCUCAUGAACAUCGUGGAUGAGAUUUACCACGACGAGUCCCUGGGGGCUCACAUCAACAUUGCUCUUGUCCGUUUGAUCAUGGUUGGCUACCGACAGUCCCUGAGCUUGAUCGAGCGUGGGAACCCCUCCCGCAGCCUGGAACAGGUGUGCCGCUGGGCACACUCACAGCAGCGCCAGGACCCCGGCCACGCAGAGCACCACGAUCACGUAGUCUUUCUCACCCGGCAAAACUUUGGGCCCUCAGGAUAUGCACCUGUCACUGGCAUGUGUCACCCCCUGAGAAGCUGUGCCCUCAACCACGAGGAUGGCUUCUCUUCAGCCUUCGUAGUGGCCCAUGAGACUGGCCAUGUGCUCGGCAUGGAGCAUGAUGGGCAGGGGAACGGCUGUGCAGACGAGACAAGCCUGGGCAGCGUCAUGGCACCCCUAGUGCAGGCCGCCUUCCACCGCUUCCACUGGUCCCGCUGCAGCAAGCUGGAGCUCAGCCGCUACCUCCCGUCCUACGACUGCCUCCUCGACGAUCCCUUUGCAUCCACCUGGCCUCAGCCCCCAGAGCUGCCUGGGACUGACUACUCAAUGGACGAGCAGUGCCGCUUUGAUUUCGGCACAGGGUACCAUACCUGCUCAGCGUUCAGAACCUUUGAGCCCUGCAAGCAGCUGUGGUGCAGUCACCCUGACAACCCAUACUUCUGCAAGACCAAGAAGGGCCCCCCACUGGAUGGGACUGAGUGUGCACCAGGCAAGUGGUGCUUCAAAGGUCACUGCAUCUGGAAGUCUCUGGAGCAAACCUAUGGGCAAGAUGGAGGCUGGAGUUCUUGGACCAAGUUUGGGUCGUGUUCACGGUCGUGUGGGGGUGGGGUGCGAUCUCGCAGUCGGAGCUGUGACAACCCCCCCCCUGCCUACGGAGGCCGCCUGUGCUCUGGGCCCAUGUUCCAGUACCAGAUCUGCAACAGUGAUGAGUGUCCAGGGCCCUACGAGGACUUCCGGGCCCAGCAGUGUGCCAGGCGCAACUCAUACUACCUUCACCAGGACGCCAAGCACAGCUGGGUCCCCUAUGAGCCUGAGAACGAUGCCCAGAAGUGUGAGCUGAUCUGCCAGUCAGAAGACACAGGGGACGUCGUCUUCAUGAACCACGUGGUCCAUGAUGGGACACGCUGCAGCUACCGGGACCCGUAUAGUGUCUGUGCCCGUGGAGAGUGUGUGCCUGUCGGCUGUGACAAGGAGGUGGGGUCCAUGAAGGCAGAUGACAAGUGCGGGGUCUGUGGCGGUGACAACUCCCACUGCAGGACUGUGAAGGGGACACUGGGCAAGGCCUCCAAGCUGGCAGGAGCUGUCAAGCUUGUGCAGAUCCCAGCAGGUGCCAGGCACAUCCAGAUCGAGCUGCUGGAGAAGACCCCCCACCACAUUGUGGUGAAGAACCAGAUCACAGGCGUCUUCAUCCUCAACCCCAAGGGCAAGGAAGCCGUCAGCCGGACCUUCACAGCAAUGGGCCUGGAGUGGGAGUACUCAGUGCAGGAGGCCAAGGAGAGCGUCAGGACCAGUGGGCCUCUGCCUGAAGCCAUUGCCACCAUGGUGUUCCCCCCGGCAAAGGGCGGCCCCCGCAGCAGCCUGGCCUACAAGUAUGUCAUCCACGAGGACCUGCUGCCCCUUAUUGGGAGCAACAACGUGCUCCUGGAAGAGACAGACACCUAUGAGUGGGCCCUCAAGAGCUGGGCCCCCUGCACCAGGACCUGUGGAGGAGGCAUCCAGUUCACCAAAUACGGCUGCAGGCGCCGCCGGGACCACCACAUGGUGUCACGGCACCUGUGUGAGCAGAGGAAGCGGCCUAAGCCCAUCCGCAGGCGUUGCAACCAGCACCCCUGUGCCCAGCCCGAGUGGGUGACAGAGGAAUGGGGCGCAUGCAGUCGGAGCUGUGGCAAGCUGGGAGUGCAGACUCGGGGGGUGCAGUGCUUUCUGCCCCUCUCCAACGGCACCCGCAAGGCCAUGCCAGCCAAAGCCUGCUCUGGGGACCGGCCUGAGGCCCGGCGGCCCUGCCUCCGAGUGCCCUGUCCAGCCCAGUGGCGGAUGGGAGCAUGGUCUCAGUGCUCCACCACCUGCGGAGAGGGCAUCCAGCAGCGCCAGGUGGUGUGCAGGACAAACGCCAACAGCCUCGGGCAGUGUGAGGGGCAGAAGCCGGAGACCGUCCAGAUCUGCAGCCUGCCUGCCUGUGGAGGUGAGCCAGCAGGAGGCCUCCACAAUGCCACAGUGAAAGCUGACAUCCGGGCACCUGCGACUCCAGACAAGUCCAGAUCUGAGCUCCUCCAUCCCAUGAACAUGAUACCAUCGACAGAGCCGUGCUUGGGGGACCGGUCUGUCUCCUGCCAGAUGGAAGUGCUCGACCGAUACUGCUCUAUCCCAGGCUACCGCCGACUGUGCUGUGAGUCCUGCUCCAAGGGUGACCCAAGCACGAGCCCGGACCCUAGCCUGGCCUCAGCACCAUCCUUCUUCACUGUGGGGAGCACCUGGCUGGGACCCACAGCCCCUUCAGACCCUGUGGAGUUCACUCAGGGGCCAGCAGGAUCAGAUGGCCCUCAGCAUGGCCCACCCACACAGCUCCCAGGACCUCUGGACAUAAGCUCCCCCGUAUCCCAAAGCCCCUCUGCUUCCCAGAAACACAGCCCAAGCUCAUUCCGGGCCGUGUCCCCUAGCACCCCUAGGGAACUGCCUUGGAGCUGGACAGGGGCAUCUGUGCCAGCCUCUAGUGAGAAGGGGCAGCUCAGGGAAGACCCGGAGAGCCGGGCCACCAACUUCCCCCCCACCUCCCCAGUGACAUGAGACCCCCUCAUGCUGCCAGUCAGGUUUACAUGCUGUGGGCUGCCCCGAAGAACUCUGGCUUAAAAGAUAUACAGUGAGGCCUCUUUUAAAUUAUUUACCUACUUGCUCUAGUUCGGGGCUGUGACACUCUUCACCCUGUAAAGGGCGUGUGUGAGAAAGAGGCAGAUCAGGGAAACUCCAACCAGAGAUACCUCAGCGAGCAGCCCGGGCAUGAGCUCAAUAUCUCAGGGGCUUUGUCUGUCUUCUGUCCAGCCUGUGGAACUGAGGGUCACCUGAGGUUUCCUCCUCACAAACCGUGGGCCCCGGGUAGCCUAAAGCCUCACACUGGAUCCACUUCAUCCCUCCUUUUGUCAGAACCCACCUUUCAGGCCACCCCUGUCCAGAGAGGCCAAGUGGGAUGAAGGAGUGCUCCCCAACCAGCCUGAGGAGAAGAGGUGGGGGAACCUGUGGCCGGGAGUCUCUGAGGAAGGGUAGACACAAGGAAAACUCAUCUCCUUCCCAGUGCUUCUCAGUGUGCACACACAGCUCCGUUGGCCAAACUCGGGGAGCAGAGUAUAGCUCCCUUUUGCAGGCUAGGGGGCAGUGUCCUGGGCUGCCUCUGCCUCACAGAUGCCACUUCCUGGUGCUUCUGGGGCCUUCAGGUUCAUUGGGAUGGCCUCCCUGCCCACCCUGCCCACCUGAGAAAGGGCUUUGAACAGUGGAAUGUGUGUCCUCUUUACCCAGAGGUGCCCGGACUGGUGCUAGGCCCCUGAUGGCACCCUGGGCUGUUUGGGGCAUCACUCCAGAGGGCACUUAGUGGGUCCCAGGACGAUAUGUUUUCUAUCCAGAUGCCCCUCCCACUGGAGCUGGGGGUCUCCUCCUAGCUGACUCGAGCUCAGGCAGAAUUUUUGGUGCUUAGGGUGGUGGGCUGGCCACAUGGUUGGGGACUAGGAUCCACUCAGCUGGGUCUGGGUGCUUCCCAGGACCAGUCAGGCCAUGUGCUCCAGGGCAGGGUAUGAGCCUCAGCCAGGUGGGGGGAGGGAAGGGAACGGGAUGUUGAAGAACCUUGGUUGUUCUUAUCUCCAAGAACAGGCAAGUUUUCUAGUCCCUCUAGGUCUGGGCAAGUGGCCUGGGUCUCCAGCACCCUCAGGGGUCCUCGCUUGGAGUUAUACAGGGGGGUCUCCUGGACUCCUCAGUGGGUAAUGGACAUGUGUCCUGGCUUGUCCUUCCCUGUCAAAAGAGGCUAUUCUGAAUUAGGCUGGAGAAAUAGGAACAGCAUACCCAGCCUGCAGCUACCACAGGGAACCUGGGGGUGAGGGUGGGUCUCCCCAGAUGUCCCCUCCCUCUGCUGCCCACCCCUCCCUGGGAUGCUGAAGCGCACCCCAAACCAUUCCUGUGAGACCAGCCCGCCUGUGUGAUGGGGGUGUCAACUCUUGUGCCUUUGGGAUCCAGACCUUUAAUGUUUUAUGUAUUUAUUAACAUUGUCCUUGGUGCAUUGUUUUGGACUUCA
Molecule: messenger RNA, 5419 nt
Organism: Erinaceus europaeus (western European hedgehog)
Lineage: Eukaryota; Metazoa; Chordata; Mammalia; Eulipotyphla; Erinaceidae
Gene: ADAMTS14
Product: ADAM metallopeptidase with thrombospondin type 1 motif 14
Exons: 22
Coding region: 259-3930 (1223 amino acids)
Biological process (GO): extracellular matrix organization; proteolysis
Cellular component (GO): extracellular matrix
Molecular function (GO): metalloendopeptidase activity
Source: RefSeq, a predicted model, not a curated record